This is a messenger RNA of Sitophilus oryzae (rice weevil), 4362 nucleotides long. It is a transcript of the gene HIPP1, whose product is annotated as titin. Bases 216 to 4028 code for a protein of 1270 amino acids. The record is from RefSeq and is a predicted model, not a curated record. Lineage: Eukaryota; Metazoa; Arthropoda; Insecta; Coleoptera; Curculionidae. The transcript has 21 exons.
AAGAUAGAUGACGUGAUGACGUAUCAUGGACAUACCGAAAUGGCGUAUUGAGAUGUUAUGAUUUUACGGCUUAUUUUAAAGUGAACGUUUCUAUAAAUAGUAUGAGCAUUUUGUGUUAAAAUUAUUCCCUGCAUUUUGUAUGGACGGUCGAUUUAUUGAAUAACGUUAUUAUAAACAUUUUUAGUGAUUUACCUUCAAGAUUUUAAAGACGAGGCAUGAUGCAGUCUCCUGGAGACAAUUCAAUUACAAUUGUUGAUCCUCAAACACAGACCUAUGCCGAUAACAAUUUAAAUGAAAAAACUAUGGGUACUCAGUACAUUUACACAACAGAGGGACAGUUAAUUCCAACAACACCAGAAGUUGUUGCUGCAAAUAUGGAUUUAAAUGCACAGCACUUUGAUACUGCACAAGUUACGGAUGCACAAGGCAUUCACCUUCCGCAAGUUCAUUACCAGUAUGAACAGCAAUUCCCUGAUGGCACCAUUCAACAGGUACCACCUGGUGGAGAACAGUUUGUUCAAAAUCAAGAGUUUGUGGUCACCGAAGCUUCAUAUAUGCCAGAUCCCCAACAAAAUAUUAGCACUCACAUUGUGACAGAAGCAACAUCUGAAGUUGCCCCUUAUGUAUAUACCACCCCACAAGUUCAAGAUACUUAUGUACCAUCACUUUCUGCUGUUACAACUGCUUCUUAUGUGGCGAAUUUUGAUGCAAAUUCACAAGAAAGCCAACCGGAAGUAGUUGAGAUGGAAGAAAAACCUGAUGAAAACAAUUCUACUACUGCACAGACACAAGAACAAUUGCCUACACCUGUAGAAGAGCCACAACCUACUGUGGAUAAUACUAAAGAGGUAGAAACAGAAAAUCACAGUGUUGAAGAGCCUACAAAAGAACAACCAGAAGUGCCAGAAAUAACGGAGGAGUCUGUGAUAGAAGAAACAAAUACUUCCAUGGAAACACCUGAACAAGCUAAUGAAGUUGUUAUUGAAGAUAUAAGCAACAAGGAAAUUACGAAACCAAAUGAAGAAGAAAUUGAAAAGUCUACCGAAAGUUCAGAAGCUGUUCAUACCGAUAAUAAAGAAUUAGAAAAAGUUCCAGAACCAAUAGAAGUUUUGGGUGAAAAUGUUGAAGUCAGUUCUGAUAUUACUCCGAAUAAAGAUAUUUUAAAUCUCAAUGAAGGCGGCAGUAAUAUAGUAGAAAUAGUGGAAGAAGAUAUUGAAAGAGAUGAUGAGAAUUCAACAGACACUAUGGAAACAUCCGAUGUUCAAGAGACAAUGGUAAUCGUUUACGAAGAUAACAGUUCCCAAGGCGCGGUAUCUGACGAGGAGGAAAUUUAUACUGUAAACGAAGACGGCGAAGUGCAAGAAGCUGUCAAAAAGAAGCGCGGAAGUAGGAGUUUAGAGGAACAGGCCUCCGGUAAAUCGCCCCGUCCUCGCGGUAGAAAGCCGAAAACCGAGAUACCCCUGCACAUUUUGGGGCACAACGUUACUAAACCGGUGGACAGCGCGGUCAACGGCAAGUCGGCUCCGAAACCGCGGUUGGGCGUUAAGGUUCCCUACAGGAAUCUGACCAGUCAGAUCGUAUCCAAGGCGGAGAUCGAACAGGAAAUAAUGGACAGAAACAAAAAGAAGGAAAGCAAAGAAUCAGCAGUGGCACGCCAUCUGUCAGCCCGCAUUACCAAAAAGUUUGUACCGCCCAGUUCUGAUCCCCUCGCGGUUACUGAAUCGGAUAUAUCCGCAAAAGCGUCAGCGAAAAAAACACCAGUGGAGAAAACUCCAGCCGCUGAAGACGAUACAACGGAGGAAUCAUCAAAAGACAAACAGACUGACAGUAUUGAAAACAACUCAGAUUUAUUGGCUAUUUUAGAAGGCAACGAUGUAUCAGAAGAGGUUACUUUGCCUUUAGGGCCUGUAGCUUCCAGAGAAAGCACUGAAAGCACCCCUGAUGAAUCUUCCCUGAAAAAUCUUGAGCGUGAAAUCGCUCUACAACAGUUGCACGAUCUACCUUAUUUGUCACCUAGCACGCGUUUUUACAAAGGAAAAACUUGCAAGACUUAUCUUAAGGAGGUGCCGAAUUUAUCUCUGUCCGACGAUGGAAAACCUAAAAUUACGUCCAACACAAAGACGACUGCCGGACAAACCAAAAAUAAAGAAGUUGGACAAAAACAAGCUGCAAAAAGUCCUAGCAAACAAAACCCAGACGAACCACAAAUUAAGGUAAACAUGGCCUUAAAAACGUACUCGCGCAAGAGGAAAUCGGUCGACAACGUUCCAGAACCCCAACCGUUAAAAAAGACUCCAACUAUUUCAAACGCUCAGAUUGAGGUGAAGACUAAUAUUCAAUCGCCUCCUUUGAACGAUGGAGUUUACGUCACCAAAAGUUCCAGGGUUAUUAAGAAAAAGGUUAUUUGGGAUCCUGACGAGACACCGACAAAGUCAGCAGGAACCAAGGUUGGUACCAACAAGCCCGAGAAUACUCUUCAAACCAAGAUUAUUGCGAAAUAUAGUUCGGUCAAAAGUGAGACUAAGGCAGCUGCUGAGAAGUCAGAGAAAAAAGCGGAAACCAAGGCAAAUACUGAUAAGAUAGUUGAAGAUAAACAACUGCCGAAAAAAUCCCCACUGCCUGCGGCCGCGGAAAAGAAAAUGAGUUCUGCGAGCAAGGUAAUUCAAAAACCGAAAAAGUCCAGGACGGAGGUGGAUAAGCUUUUGGGGGACGAGGGAACCAUUAAGAUGUUGUACGAAUUAAAGAACGACUCCUCUGAUGAAAAAAGAAAGAAAACCGUUAUUUCUGUAGAAAGAACUUUUAAGGAUUUGGCGAAAAAGGCUAAUCUAAUCAAAUCGGACUUGGUUAAUAACUCGUCAGUGGAAUCGCCAAAGUCGCUUCGUAAAAAGGACUCGGCCAUUUCGCCUGAAACGAAAAUAAAACCAACAAAAUCCGCUUCACCGACUCCAGCUCCAUCUCCGGCACCUUCGGGAAUCAGCAGGCAGAAGUCCAAAGAUUCUAAUAGAAGUACCCCGCCGCGAUCACCAACAUUUCCAUUUCCAAAUGAAACAUCUUACUUGAUUAGACGCAGAUCCAGUAGCUCAUUGUCCAGUAACGGAGGGAGUUUGGAUGACGACCAAGAAAGGGUACUGAGAAGAAAAACUCGAAGCUCCCCUUUGAACGAUUACUCGAAAGCGAAACGGGUCAAAAAAUCGAGCGAGACGAAAGAUCAAGAAUCGGAAACGGACACGAAAAACCAGAAACGAGUGGAAAACAGAAUAGGUCACUACAAAACGUUCAACGUAAAGAAAAUCAACAAAAGCGUCACGAUUGAUUUACACACGGCGGACACUACAAAGGGCUACUUCACUUUGGAGUUACUGGAAGAACUGACAACGGCUUUAAAUAAGAUUUCCAAAGAAAAGGAUUGCAAUGCGGUGCUGGUUCGAUCCAAACAGGAUAAAAUUUUCAGUUUAGGCUUGGAUUAUAAGACUUUGGUCAGUGAUAAGGAAAAUGAAAGAAAAACCAAAGCCACCAAGUUGUCAGAACAAGUCAGUAAUUUCAUCAAAUGCCUGUUACGUUUUCCGAAAGUUUUGAUCGCCGGUAUAGAAGGCGAAUGCUGCGGUUUGGCAGUCACGAUGUUGCCUCUGUUUGAUAUCGUUAUAGCCAGCGAUACUGCCUGUUUCACCACUCCCUUUGCCUCGCUGGGAGCGAUCGCAGAAGCUGGAUUUUUAUUAACGGUGCCGUAUGUACCCAGCCACGGAUUGGCCAGCGAGUUGUUUUACAUUUCUCAAACGUUGACAGCUGACGAAGCCCACCGAAAGGGUUUAAUAACGAGGCUAUGUUGGCCGGAAAAGUACAAAGAUACUGUACGAUUGGUUACUGCUUCAGUGGCAAAGGGAUCAAAACAGAGUUUGGAAGCGACGAAGAGGCAACUUCGUCUCAGUAUUAUGGAAUCUACCGAGACGGCUAUCCAAUCGAUGAAAUCACAACUAGUCGAAUUUUGGACAAGCCCGGAAUGCCAGAAGAACUUCUCCAAAAUUGAAUAGCAAAUAAAGAAUGAAUAUAUUAUAUCGUUCAACAUUUUAGACGAGGUACAAAACGAAAUUACUGAAAAUCGCAGCGGUUCGUUUGGAACAAAUUAUUUUUGAGGUAUACUAAGUAUACUUACUAUAACGAUGGUAAUUUUUGGAGGUUUGUCAGGCUACAAAACUUUAAGUUUUUCGGUAAAAAAAGUAAAAAAGAAAAAUAUUUUUUAUAUUUUCAUAAAGUUAGGUAUCGUGGCAACCUGUAGAUAAGGCUUUUUUCCAAUUGACUGUUAAAAUAGAUUUAAAACUGCAUUAGGUAGGAAUAAAUAUAGUUUAAUAUAGUUUGUGAGUCAUA